AUGGCCCCAGGAGGCCUGUUCCACUGUCUCCUGCUCCUGUGGCUGCUACUAGGCCUCAGCUGGGGCCCCGCUGCUCUGGGGUCCCCGGUGGCGGAGUCUGGCACCGGCCACCCCCUCGCCCGCCUGCGCCGAGCCACGGCCAGCCCGUGCCGGCUGUGGAGCCUGACCCUGCCGGUGGCCGAGCUGGGCCUGGGCUACGCCUCGGAGGAGAGGGUGGUCUUCCGCUACUGCGCCGGCAGCUGCCCCCACGGCGCCCGCACCCAGCACGGCCUGACGCUGGCCUGGCUGCGGGGCCAGGGUCGCGCCCACAGUGGGCCUUGCUGCCGGCCCACCCGCUACGCCGAUGUGGCCUUCCUCGACGACAGCCACCGCUGGCAGCGGCUGGUCCAGCUCUCAGCGGCCGCCUGCGGCUGCGAAUGAGAGAACCCAGCUGGUGCCAGGAGCCCCGCUCACUUAUUGGAGUCUCGGGUGCGGAGGAGGGGAGGUGGGCUGGGCGGCCAGCAGUCGGUACAAUAAAGGAAGUGCUCUCUUGGCCUGGGACCCUGUGUUCAGCCGACGUGAGACUUGCCACCUCCACUCCCAAUGGGCAGGUGGGACCCGGGAUUCCCCUGC
Loxodonta africana (African savanna elephant) is the source of this 612-nucleotide messenger RNA. It is a transcript of the gene PSPN, whose product is annotated as persephin. The record is from RefSeq and is a predicted model, not a curated record. Bases 1 to 420 code for a protein of 139 amino acids. The transcript has 2 exons. NCBI's taxonomy places the organism in Eukaryota, Metazoa, Chordata, Mammalia, Proboscidea, Elephantidae. Gene Ontology annotation, molecular function: growth factor activity; glial cell-derived neurotrophic factor receptor binding; receptor tyrosine kinase binding.